Molecule: messenger RNA, 761 nt
Organism: Fukomys damarensis (Damara mole-rat)
Lineage: Eukaryota; Metazoa; Chordata; Mammalia; Rodentia; Bathyergidae
Gene: Rabac1
Product: Rab acceptor 1
Exons: 5
Coding region: 65-613 (182 amino acids)
Cellular component (GO): Golgi apparatus
Source: RefSeq, a predicted model, not a curated record
GGAGCCGGCGGGGCCUGCGGGGCUCCGGGCUGGUUACAGCAGCUGAACCCCUCACAACUCAGACAUGGCAGCCCAGAAGGAUCAGCAUAAAGAUGCCGAGGCGGAAGGGCUGAGCGCCACGACCCUGCUGCCCAAGCUGAUUCCCUCUGGCGCAGGCCGGGAGUGGCUGGAGCGGCGACGGGCGACCAUCCGGCCCUGGGGAACCUUCGUGGACCAGCAGCGCUUCUCUCGACCCCGCAACCUGGGCGAGCUGUGCCAGCGCCUCGUACGCAACGUGGAGUACUACCAGAGCAACUAUGUGUUCGUGUUCCUGGGCCUCAUCCUGGUGACGUCUCCCAUGCUACUGGUCGCCCUGGCUGUCUUCUUUGGCGCCUGUUACAUUCUCUAUCUGCGCACGUUGCAGUCCAAGCUUGUGCUCUUCGGCCGAGAGGUGAGCCCAGCCCAUCAGUACGCUCUGGCUGGAGGCAUCUCCUUCCCAUUCUUCUGGCUGGCUGGUGCGGGCUCGGCUGUCUUCUGGGUCUUAGGAGCCACGCUGGUGGUCAUCGGCUCCCACGCUGCCUGCCACCAGAUCGAGGCUGUGGAUGGGGAGGAGCUGCAGAUGGAGCCCGUGUGAGGUAUCUUCCAAGACCUGCUGGCCUCCUGGGCGAGCCGCCCCAUCCCUGUCCACCCCUGUCAGGGACCAUCCUGCUGCCCCCUGCUCCCAUCGCAAGCCCAGGGAGGGGCUCCACCUUUAGAAAUAAAGCUGUUACAGUUGCCAUUCA